AUGGAGCAGCGGGAGGAUAGUAGCAGUAGUCGCAUUAAUGCGCAGCUGACGAAGAAGGCACGCCGCACGAUGGGACACAAUGUGCAGGUGGCGGUCGCCACACUCAACCAGUGGGCGAUGGACUUCCAGGGUAAUCUCGAGCGCAUCCUGCUUUCGAUCAAUAUUGCCGCGGCACAUGGCGCCACCUAUCGGACCGGACCGGAGCUGGAGGUUAGUGGAUACAGCUGUGAGGAUCACUUCCACGAGCCGGACACGUAUCUGCACUGCUGGGAGGCACUGGUCGAGCUCGUGCAGGCACCGGUUGCGCAGGGUAUGCUGAUCGACGUCGGCAUGCCGGUCCAGCAUCGUAACGUCGCAUACAACUGCCGGGUCGCAUUCUACAAUGGGCGCAUCGUGCUGAUCCGCCCGAAGAUGAUCAUGUGCGACGAUGGCAACUAUCGCGAAACACGCUGGUUUUCGCCGUGGACGAAGGAACGCCAGACGGAGGACUACCAGCUGCCCCGGUUUGUCGCGUUGGCACUCGGCCAGGACGCGGUUCCGAUCGGUGACGCGGUCAUCGCCACGCUCGACACCUGCCUCGGCUACGAAAUCUGCGAGGAGCUGUGGAAUCCGCGCAGCAAACACAUCGACAUGUCGCUCGCGGGCGUCGAGAUCAUUGUGAACGGGUCCGGUAGCUAUAUGCAGCUGCGCAAGGCCCACAUCACGACCGAUCUGAUCCGGAACGCGAGCUACAAGGCGGGCGGCGCCUAUCUGUUUAGCAACCUGCGCGGUUGCGAUGGGCAGCGGGUGUACUUUAACGGCUGUUCGGCGGUCGCACUGAACGGGGCGAUCAUUGCCCGCGGUCGUCAGUUUGCGCUCAGCGAAGUGGACGUUACGGUGGCGUCGUUCGAUCUGCAGGAUAUCCGUGCGUACCGCGGUGCGUUGCGGUCUCGCAGCUCACUGGCCGCCUCGGCACCGAACUACCCGCGGGUGCAGCUCCAGCUCGAGCUGGCCUCAUCCGAUCGGGACCAUCCGGGCACGCCGGCGAGCAGUCCGCUCGGCGAGUGGGUCUACCAUCGACCGGAGGAGGAGAUAGCGCUCGGUCCGGCCUGCUGGCUUUGGGACUAUCUGCGCCGUUCGGGGCAGGGUGGGUUCUUUCUGCCGCUGAGCGGUGGCGUCGACUCGAGCAGCACCGCCAUCAUCGUGUACUCGAUGUGCCGGCUGGUGGUGGAAGCGAUCCAACAGGGCGACCGCCAGGUACGGGACGACUGCCGGAAGAUACUGGCCAAUCCGACCUAUCUGCCAGCGAACCCGGCGGACCUGUGCGGCCGGUUGCUGUUCACCUGCUACAUGGGUACGGAGAAUUCCAGCCGGGAAACAAGGGCCCGUGCGGCAACGCUGGCCGAUCAGAUCGGUAGCUCCCAUCUGGACAUUGGUAUCGACGGUGCGGUCAGUGCGCUGCUCGCCAUCUUCCAGCUGGCGACCGGGAUGAGGCCCCGUUUCCGUGCGGCCGGCGGUUGCCCACGGCAGAAUCUCGCCCUGCAAAACAUCCAGGCCCGUACGCGCAUGGUGCUGUCGUAUCUGUUCGCGCAGCUGAUGCUGUGGGUGAAGCUACGGCCCGGAGGAUUGCUGGUGCUCGGGUCGGCAAACGUGGACGAGGCACUGCGCGGGUACAUGACGAAGUACGAUUGCUCCUCGGCAGACAUCAACCCGAUCGGGGGCAUCUCAAAGGUGGACCUGAGGCGGUUCCUUGCCUACGCACAGAUCGAGUAUGGGUUGCCGGUGGUGGCGGAUAUAGUGGCGGCACCACCGACCGCCGAGCUCGAACCGCUGGUGGAUGGGGCGAUCGCGCAGACGGAUGAGGAGGAUAUGGGACUGACGUACCAGGAGCUGAGCGAGUUUGGCCGGCUGCGGAAACAGGCGUUCUGCGGCCCGUUCAGCAUGUUCUGCAAGCUGGCGGCAGCCGCCGUUGCGGAUGGGAACCGUGAUCCGAAGGAUGUGGCCGACCGGGUGAAACACUUCUUCCGCUGCUAUGCGAUCAACCGGCACAAGAUGACGGUGCUGACACCUUCGUAUCAUGCGGAAUCGUACAGCCCGGACGAUAAUCGGUUCGAUCACCGACCGUUCCUGUACCGGGCGAACUGGACGUGGCAGUUCCGGGCGAUCGAUGCGGAGUUGGAGCUGCUGGCCAAACAUCAGGCACGCGUCGAGGAGGACCGGACGCGACCGGACGUGGCAACGCACCACACCGCCAAUGCGCCCUCCACUGUCGGCAACGAAGCGUUACUCUUCACCGGUGGCGGAGUAGGUGGCGGAGCUGGUGACGGAGUAGGAGUUGCGAUCGGUAUGAGCGGUGCGGUCAGUGCCCAUCAGCUGGUGCGCCAAUCGAGCGGGCUAUAUCUGGCCGGCGUUGGCGGUGGCGGAGGUGUUGGCGGUGACGGCACGGUCGGGCAGCUCACCGUGGGACUCACCAAGUCACACAGCAGCGGAGGCUACAGUCGCAUGCAUUCCAGUGUGCUGGGCAAAAUCAAGGACCGUACCGGUGUGCCUGUAUAA
Anopheles marshallii is the source of this 2535-nucleotide messenger RNA. RefSeq names its product glutamine-dependent NAD(+) synthetase (gene Nadsyn). Lineage: Eukaryota; Metazoa; Arthropoda; Insecta; Diptera; Culicidae. The coding region runs from base 1 to 2535 and encodes 844 amino acids. Gene Ontology annotation, cellular component: cytoplasm. Gene Ontology annotation, molecular function: ATP binding; NAD+ synthase (glutamine-hydrolyzing) activity; glutaminase activity. Gene Ontology annotation, biological process: NAD+ biosynthetic process. The record is from RefSeq and is a predicted model, not a curated record. The transcript has 3 exons.